Periophthalmus magnuspinnatus is the source of this 2114-nucleotide messenger RNA. RefSeq names its product zinc finger, DBF-type containing 2 (gene zdbf2). Gene Ontology annotation, biological process: epigenetic programming of gene expression; genomic imprinting. The transcript is spliced from 8 exons. Bases 174 to 1613 code for a protein of 479 amino acids. The record is from RefSeq and is a predicted model, not a curated record. Gene Ontology annotation, molecular function: nucleic acid binding; zinc ion binding. Lineage: Eukaryota; Metazoa; Chordata; Actinopteri; Gobiiformes; Gobiidae.
ACUCCAAACAGGAUGUGCAGCUUCUUGGACGUGUCAGCCCUGCGCCUGAGCUUCACUCUGUGCUGUUCAAAGAGGCUCAUCUCUGGAGGACACGUGGACACAUCUGUCAUCACGUGAGAGAUGGAUUGAAGCAAAUACAGCAUGUAGUUCUGUGAUUGGUCACUGAGCUGAAGAUGUGUGAGCGGGGGGCGGAGCCUGAGCAGCAGGGCUACUGUGGUUUAUGUCGUGUUCUGUACCAAGACCUGGACCAGCACCUGUCCAGUCCCCAGCACCUGGACGCAGAGAAUCUGUUCACCAGAGGAGCCGACGCUUCCUCCUCAAACCGCAGCAGCCAAUCAACACACAGCCUGCUGGAGCGCUUUCUCCAUGAUGUCAUCACGCACCACCCACAUAGUUAUGGGAGAAGUCCCUCUGACCUGGGAAACCAGCAUUCGCUGCAGCAGCAGGAAGGACUACCCCCUCAGACAUGUCAGACACCAGCCCCCACCCCACAGAUCACAUGGUCGGCAUGGCAGCGAAACAGGAGGUGGCAGCAAAGAGGCGAUUUCAGCUCAGAGCACAGCAGCUCCACCAUUGAACAGGUUAUCAGACGCUACUGUUAUGGCCAGGACGAUGACAACAGGUCAAGCAGUGUGCAUUUCAGUCUCCCCAACUCCAUAGAAACACAAACUGAAUGGGACAUCGACAUGGACAGCCCUGCACAGGCUGGGAUUCCUCUGGCGCAGGUGGAGACUCUGCUGGAGGUGCAGGUGGAUGUGGAGCAGGACUACAGCCAGCAGCUGCACUGGCUCCUGGAGGCACCUGAGGACAGACGGGGGUACUUGGAGCAGCCCAUUGAAAAAGUGCUGCCACUGCCUCGGCUCAUCCCUCCCUCCUUCAGAGGGAAGUCAUGGGCACAGAUCGAAAAGGAAGACGAGGCCCGGGUGCUAAAACUGGUCCAGCAGUUCCAGACGGGAGUCCGAACCUGCUACUUCGACACAGAGUCACUGGCUAGGUACGGAUGUCACGGCUACAAGAAGGAGACCGAGCCUGACCUGCUGCCAUUAUUUGAGCAUGACGUCGAGAUUGAGGUUAAGAAGAGGCGGGACUUCAGCAGGGCAGCCAGAUGUCAAGUUGUGAAACUGAGUAGAGCCACUCAGACACUGCACGUGUCAUGUCCUGCAGUAGCCAAGCCCCCUGAGGCUCUCCCCUCUAAUGAGCCCACCUCUGAGGCCCCGCCCCCACAGACCCCUGUCCCUGAUCAGCCGUUACUCUCAGGGGUUUUACCAGAAAAGUACACUUCAUUGUUGUGUGCUCUUCAGCGCCAGACUUCCAUGCUGUAUUUACUCUGCUCCACCCAUGGCCACACCUCCCAUGGAUCAGACCCUGGUCCAUCGCCUCGGCGACGGCGGCGUCCUACUCGUCCUCUGGGGUCAAAGGUCACAUACAGACGUCUGCCGUUAAUGCCUUUCACAGUAAAACCCUUUUCUGUCAAAUCUUUCCCAGUGAAGCCGCGCUGUGUGCGGCAGCUCUUCCGUAGCCUGAGCCCAGAGCUCAACACAGGCCCCGCCCCCAAAGUAGUCCCCGCAACCACACCCCGAAGAGAGGGGCUCCGCAGCCGGCCCCACACUUGACCCGACCAAAAGCUGCCUGCCCCACAUAUGACACGACCAAAAGCUGCCCGCCCCACGUGACUGGAUUCCAUGCCUGACGACCCAAACGUGUCCUCAUUACACAGAGGACCUCAACAUCUCCAGGCCUGUCUCAGUGCCUCAUCUCAAAAUGUCUAAUAUAAGAGUCAAAUUAUACAUUAACUGAUUUAUAUUUAUUGUUGAAAUCAGAAGGAGAACUCUUUUUACUGUUCAGGGACAAAAGGAAAGAGGAAAGAACAGGACUAUUAUAGAGCUCCUGCAGUUAUUGUUGUGCAGUCUGGCGUACAGCUCCAAACCCCACCCGGGCUCCGAACCCCACCCGGGCUCCAAACCCCACCCGGGCUCCACCCUUGUCUCAUAGCGAUUCAAAAACUGUAAGUGCGUGUACUGUCAUUAGCAUUAUAGUGUAUUAAGGAGGCAGAGAGAGGAGUCUGAAGAGAUCCCAAAGAUUGUUGCUAAACGUGUUGAUUAUAUAAAAUAAAA